Cooperia oncophora is the source of this 555-nucleotide messenger RNA. The record is from the annotation of a GenBank genome assembly. NCBI's taxonomy places the organism in Eukaryota, Metazoa, Nematoda, Chromadorea, Rhabditida, Trichostrongylidae.
AUGCUUCGAAGAGCAUUGAAGAGACCUCAUAUCCUAACGCUUAUAACGGAGCCCAAAAUUAAAGCUUAUUCCUUGCAGGAAGCUUACACCAAAUAUGGUAUCAGGGAAUAUAACAAUCCAUUCCUUUACAUAGUACUGCCGAAACAUCUCCGGAAGUCAAAAGUGCGUGAUCAGUUGCUGAAGAACAGCGAAGAACUCAUCACUCACCAUGACCUACACUCCACCUUGAAGGACAUUCUCUAUUUUCAACCAGAAUCGAUGUUCACGAACACGACGUACAAGCGGUUCGAUACUAACCCUCGCGGAUCAUCCUUGCUUCGUGAAUUCGAGAGCGGUACGAAACGAAAUUGCCUAACGCUACCAAUACCGUUUCAGUAUUGUAUAUGUCAGUACGAGAGGAAGGAAAUCACAAUGUUUAAGAUAUAUAUCCGUGAAAACGAAAACGGCACUUUGGAAUUGGAUGGCGGUACAUUUCGUCGUCUCGAUCGGAUUGAUCAUAAAACGGGUUGCAUAGAUGUUGAUGUACUAUUUGGGGUAUGCACGUGCAAGUUUUGA